AUGUUUACAACAACCGGCACCGCCGCCAAGCCAGAUCCUUCCAAAAACGACCCUUCGACAGGCUCGGGAGCAAAUCCCUUCGACUCACCUUUUGAUGGCGAUGAUGAUGCUUAUGGAUGGUGGGACGAAGAGGAAGCUCCUGGAAGAGGUACCUCCAAAGCUGACAAGGCACCGCGGGUCACGCAAUGGCCGAAGCUCCGUGAAGGUACUGGUGCAGGAUACAGUACUAAAACCCUAAAUCGGAACGGGACUCGAAAAUCAGACAGGAGAUAUUCUGUUAGCAAGCCGCACCGGCUCAAAUCUCGAGCGAGACAGAAGAAGCAAAAUGCGAAUGCAGGAAUAACGCUCGUGACCGACUUUUCCUCCAGACAAAAACCAAUCCCGCCACCGGUGCAGUUGCAGCCCGUUAGAUCGGCACCUGAGAAUGGCUGCUUCGUUGAUCUGGCUGCGCUUCAAGCAUUGAAUGGCGAAUCAACACAGGCAUCUGGUGGGUUUUGGAGGUUCGUGAAAACCAAGGCGGACGCGAGAGCUCCAAAUGCGGCGCCUGCUGUGCCAGGCAAUGCUCCUAAUAUCACCACCUCUGGCCCUUCUCAGGGGGUUCCCAAGACUGCCAUACCCUCGAGACGAAGAGCGUCAACUCUUUUGAAUACUCCAAUUGACCCUCGCGCGGAUUUAUCACCAAGCGACCGCCCCAUAGUCAUCGGUCUAUCCAUCCCCUCUAGUGAUGUUUCUGUGCAUACAUUAAGCCCGCAAACUGCUUCAUCUGAAACGUCCAAAAUAAUAAGAAGUUACGAACGUCGAGUCCCCAGCAGCCAGCCUCCAGAAACUCCCACCAUCGUUAUUACACCUGCCCAGGAAGGUUCCUCUUGGUCACCAUUCGAUCAGGGCACCACUUAUUCAUCUCAGAACCAUCCUUCUACCGAUGGGGCAUUGAACAGCAAGAAUGUGCCUCCAGUUCCAAAAGUGCCGGUGUAUGUUCUUAGAGAAGAGCAGCAGAGGCUAGCUGCCCAGAAGAGCUACUUCUCGCCGGACUCAGAUGAUGGUACGGUAUGGGAAGAUGUAUAUCCAUCAAGUGGCUCCUCCUCCCGCGUAGUCUCAUCGGGUACCAUCUUCGAGGAGGAUAUAAGUCCUAUAUUAGCGAGGACAGCACGGGCGGUAUCAGUAUCUGGGGGACGAAGCGCAGGCAAGCAUGCAAGCAUCAGUACUGUUGGCACCAGCCGACGCUCAGGAUGGUGGAAUUAUAUUACCACUCCAUUUUUGACCCGAUCAAAUACCUUUGCGACACGAGAAGUUGAAAACCAGCAACCUCCAGUUCUUCCUAGUCUUGCAAUUGCUGCUGCAAAAAUACAGGAUGCUGACAGGGCUGACAAGUCGUGGGAGAAGCAAUUCUCCCCGCUGACACCGGCAACAUCAACAACCAUACAGUCUGACUCCUGGUGGGAUGUUGAGUCAAAGGAUUCGAAACCUGUAACGCACUCUCCAGUACAUUCAGAUACUCGGCAUAAAGUCCAAGCGUCCACAGCUACAGUACCGUUCAUUCUUUCAGAACGCAUUCUCUCAGAAGAUCCGCCUCACAACGUCGUGGAUUCUACUUCCAGAGGAGCCCAUUCUACCUCAACUGAGAGUGCUCACUCCAACAGUAGAGUAGCGGCCUCGCUUGAUGACUCAAAUAUGAGCGGCCUCCAAAGCAACAAUCAGUAUUCACAGCCACAAAGAGAAGAUCUCCACCAUGCGUCCAACACCACCCUAUCUACUAGGAGACAACCCGAAGAGCCUGCUCCGGUUGCAGUUGUGCAGCCUCCUCAGCCCACCUUUACGCAUACUCAAAGAAGCCAGUCUCCAUCGGAAGUUCCACCACCACCACCAUACUCACCAUCGCCACCUCGCAUCCCGAGAUACCGGGCAGUCUUCCCGCCCGGGCAUGCUCUCAAUAUCGAGCAUCCUGCCUCUCCAGGACCUGUCACACCUGGGAUGCAACAAGCCAUGGCAUCUUCGGGAGCUAUUCCAAUGGCAAAUGUGCCCCUGACGCCUCCUGCUCGAGGACCGAUAAACUUAAACUCGUCAUAUGCCGAACUACCACCCAGACAGAAUGGAGUAUAUUUCGCCCCGCCCCCAUUACAACCAGUAUCCAGCAAGGCCCGUAAAGCGGAAGCCAAGCGUAGGCGACAAGAAAAGGAAGAUGCGCUUGCUCAUAAAGCUGGAGGCUUAUAUCGAGGCCGUGGCUGCAUUCCCAAAGAAGGUUGUUAUGGGCGUAAAGGAGCGGAAGGCCGCAAGAGACGUCGAUGGUAUCUGGGACUGGGCAUCGGCCUUCUACUGAUGAUAAUUUUGAUUGUGACUCUGGCACUCACUCUUCAUCGGAAACCAAACUCAUCUGUCCAGCCCUCUCAGUGGCUAAAUUUGACAGGCUUCCCCCCAAUAUUUGUGGGGCUUUCAACAAUAGUUGCACCAGAAAAUAUUGUGUCAAACACUGGGUGUGUUUUCCCAGCGACCCAAUGGAGUUGCAAGUUGCCCAAAGAGCUUCAGGCAUCAGUCAAGCCUAAGCAACCCAGCCAGCCGAACUUUCUCUUACAGAUCCAAUGGGAUAACAGCAGCUCAGCCAAUACUACCUUUGCUAAUGUUACGGGAAACCCAAACCUUGUCACUCGCGCAGCUGGUGGCAGCGCCGUAUCUGCAGGUCAAUUCAUCAAACACCUAGUUCUCCGAGCGAAACAGGCGGUAACAUUUGCACCUUCGCCACAACCACCCUCUUUCGCCGACGAGUUCUUUCUAGGCAACACAACAGACGGUGUUGUUUCGGACCAGAAAGCUGGGGAACCUACGCCGUUUUAUAUAACAUUACUAUCCACAGACUUAUCUAACCAUACCAAGAGGGGUCUCCCCGAACAACACCAGUUAAUGGCUAGGGAUUCGGAUCCGUUUCCGGACGUCUCAUCUAUUAUCCCGGCACCCAGCCUCAGCUCGGAUGGUACAGCUGCACCGGCCAAUCUUUUGCCUCUCCCAACUCAGCAGCCUAUUCGACUCUAUGACCGUGGACUCCCAUCGGAACGUUAUAGUUUCUACACCUACUUCGAUCGAUCGAUCUUUCUCAAAUCUCUCGAUCCGCUAAACAGUACAAAUUCCGAGAGCGGGGCAGUUCCUGAUGAUGAGAAUGGAGGAGCUCCUGAGAACGCAGCAGGCUUUAGGUGCACCUGGGCGCAAACUAGAUUUAUGGUUCAGAUAUGGACCCGUAUGAAUACCACAGCUCAGCUUCUCAACCGCACCCGCUCAGCUUCAGAAGAUCCGGCAGCGGACUUCGAGCAACCGGGUUCAUUUCCUUAUCCUGUCACGAUCACUACAGAUCGUCACGGUGGUGAUCCAGCCAGGAAGAUGCUAUAUUGCUAUAGCCUCGACAGCCGAGAGCGUCCUAUUUCCACAAGCGGCAAGAUCAUGGCAGAGAAUAGAUCAUUUGGAGGAGUUCCCAUCAAUCCCGCCGCUCUGCUCUUCUCCAACUCUUCGGAUCCUUCCCUGGGUGGCUUCGAUGGCGGAGCUGGAGGAUGCAGUUGUCAGUGGAGCAACUUCCAGGGCCUGGCCUGA
Molecule: messenger RNA, 3573 nt
Organism: Venustampulla echinocandica
Lineage: Eukaryota; Fungi; Ascomycota; Leotiomycetes; Helotiales; Pleuroascaceae
Exons: 1
Coding region: 1-3573 (1190 amino acids)
Source: RefSeq, a predicted model, not a curated record